ACGCACAACGUGCUGUGCCGUUAGGCCGGUUUUCCUGGGCCCGGCGGAGCUGACCUCGAGGUUCGAGAUGUCUGAGCUGCCUGCAGACGGCAGUGUCCCGCAGUGUCCCGCAGGCGCGGCGAAUGGCGACAGCGACGUCCCGCAGGCGGAGGUAGGCGGCGAAAGGCGGGAGCCGGCGGAGCCCAGGGAAGGCCCGGCGGACGAGGCCGGAGAAGGCCCGACGGCUGGGCCGUACGGUGAGGAGAACCCCGAGAGCCGGCCCCGGCGUGAGAACCGCGGGGAACCAGCCGCCUGGCCACGCCCCCAGCGCGAGCCCGAAGGCUUCGGGCCUGAUUUGGGGCAGGCGCAGCCUCUGUUUGGAGAAGAUGUGCCCCGCGCCUACUGCAACCGGUUAAGAGGGUUUGACGAAGCCAACUGGGUGUUUAUGGAUGUGCGUAGAGCGCGGGAAGUAGCUCACCAUGCCAGCUGGCAAACGCGUUAUCCCAACGUCUAUGUGGAUUAUCUUAGAUUUAUCGAGGAUCUGUUUGCAUCUGUGGCUAUCAGUCGUCUGGCUGCAGCACUCGGCUGCGAUAGUCUGAAAGACGAGGAAUAGCUACGAGAUGACCUUUUACACCAAAAGAGGAGUCAGCUGUUUGCAGAGAACCCUGCCAUUCUCUUUUGGGUUUGUUUAAGACAGAGUCGUUUGCCAAUCCUACAACUACGACAUUUUCACUUUCGAAAAAAAUUUCUAAUUGUAAUUAAGGGAGAAGAGAGCGAUUCUUGCACAGCUGGAAAAAAGGAAGCGUAAGCUCAGGAAACAAGGGAAAAGAAAUAGGAUGACUCCACUCUGUUGAAGCCUGUUUCAGAAACAUCCUGAUCGUUACACAUUUUUUCCCCCUUGCAUUGUGGAAAAUAUCUUUUUUUUUUUUUUUAAUGUUUGCCCCACUGCAAAGGUUGGUUUUCCAAGAAUAAAGCUUGACUGAUCAACUUGCCAAUAACAAAGCCCCCGGAUAUUAGUAAAGAUGAUGAAAGAAAUAACGACAAAACCCAAGUUUCUAAACUUAUAUCUGGAAAAUUAGGACUGGAAGACUGAGAAACUUUUGAAAUUAGAAUGUGUGAUCCCUUUGUGUCAUAGUCAGCAAAGGCUAAUUAGUAGAUUAAUUUUGUGUUUCCAGGUUAUUUUAAAUGACAGAUAAAAUCAAAAAUAGAAAAUA
Cynocephalus volans (Philippine flying lemur) is the source of this 1193-nucleotide messenger RNA. RefSeq names its product EP300-interacting inhibitor of differentiation 2-like. The record is from RefSeq and is a predicted model, not a curated record. Gene Ontology annotation, biological process: negative regulation of DNA-templated transcription. The transcript has a single exon. Lineage: Eukaryota; Metazoa; Chordata; Mammalia; Dermoptera; Cynocephalidae. Gene Ontology annotation, cellular component: nucleoplasm. Gene Ontology annotation, molecular function: transcription corepressor activity. Bases 68 to 592 code for a protein of 174 amino acids.